Papaver somniferum (opium poppy) is the source of this 756-nucleotide messenger RNA. RefSeq lists its product as uncharacterized. The transcript has 6 exons. The record is from RefSeq and is a predicted model, not a curated record. Lineage: Eukaryota; Viridiplantae; Streptophyta; Magnoliopsida; Ranunculales; Papaveraceae. Bases 1 to 756 code for a protein of 251 amino acids.
AUGACUUUCCAGAAAUUUGUGGACAGAUCUCUCUUGAUUACUGUUCUGCUAACUUUGUUGUGUCUGAGAGCCAAAUAUAUCAGUAAAAUGAAGAUAGCAAAGCUCAUGGACCUCCCUCCAGUAGCGAUUGUAUGUGGGUUGGCAGGAAAGCAUUGCACAGAGAUCUAUUAUCCGAAGCCACUGCUUGAUCUAUAUAGGAGAAGCAUCCACAUUCGUCCACCUCGUGAUUCAGCACCCAAACCACCGAACCAGUCCAAUAUGUUGGAUUUGGUCGUUCAGCUUAUCCCAAUGGAAGAAAACAAUGGCUUUGGUGCUCAAUGGUUAAGGCCAUUACUGGAAGCAAACUAUUUCAUUCCUUGUAGAGACCAUGGGGAAGAAAUGUCUAAAAGUGGAUGCAAUUAUUUCUGCUUGGAUUGUAUGGGUAAAUCCAUUUGUUCUUACUGUCUGAUUCAUCGUAGAGAACAUCUCAUUGUUCAAAUAAGGAGGUCUAACUACCACAACGUUAUAAGGGUUAAUGAAGUUCAGAAGCACAUAGACAUUUCUGGUGUUCAACAUUAUGUAAUCAACAGUGUUGAAAUCGUUUUUCUCAAGGAACGCCCUCAAUUAAGACCUGGUAAAGGAGUUACAAAUACAUGUGAAAUUUGUGCCAGGAGCUUGCUUGAUUCAUUCAGAUUUUGUUCUUUGGUUUGUAAGGCGAAGAAGAUGAUGUAUGCUAUCGAAAAAGCUAUGGAAUCUGUGGAAAAGCUUUCCAAGUAA